Molecule: messenger RNA, 6985 nt
Organism: Lingula anatina
Lineage: Eukaryota; Metazoa; Brachiopoda; Lingulata; Lingulida; Lingulidae
Molecular function (GO): protein binding
Source: RefSeq, a predicted model, not a curated record
UUACAAAGUGAAACGGAUGUCAACAUUUCGAGGUGUUUCCCACUCACCGCAGAGAGAGUCAUGCAUCGCCGCCGGAGCCGGAACAGAGGUACUUUUUGAACUGUCAUGCUCUUCAUUGCGUUAUAAAUGUUAUCACAGCUAAGAUAAGACGUACAUUUUGGAAAAGAGGUUGUUGUCAGCUGUUACAUUGCCAAAAUGGCUGAAAAGUUGCUCGGACAAACUGAAAUGGACAACAGUGAAAAGGAACGUCUUAUUGAAGAGCAUGCACAGCGGAUCAUCAAAGAGUACAUUUCAACCCACAAACAAGACAUAGAAACGGACAUCUUCUACAAGAAAAGAGCAGACAGAUUGAGGGACUUUUACCUUGAUGAAACUGUGGAGGAGGAAGAAGGCCUUGGUCCCAAAGCUCACAGUACCAGCUGCCUGCUGCCAGGACCCCAGGGAUUCCAGCCAUUACUGUACACCAGCACUCCUGUCUACAAAGACAAAAAGGGAAAACAUAAGCAUCAUAAAGAACAUGAAGAGGAACCACCUGAGGACACAAGUACAGAAAAACCAGAAGAAGAUGACAGUGGCCAGUACAAGCCUCCCCGCUGGACUGUCCGAGAGGGCAGCACUGCCAGCUGGGUAGAGGAAGCCAACAAGAAGAUGCACCGUUUGAAUGUCAAAGAGGCAGAGAAGCUCUAUGAAGAUGCAGUCUUGAAGUGUCAAGACAUAUUAAAGCAAAGUAGCUUGGAUGGAGAAGAAGAAAAAGAACAAACUAAAACUCUUGUCCUGGCAUUGAUGGGACUUGCAGAGGUUUAUUGCAAAAACUGUCGGUCAACUCACAAAAGUUUGCCUUGGUAUCAGCUUUCACAGCUUAAAGCUUUGUCUCUUUAUAGGAAGGCAUUUAGUAAUUGUCACGACAUUUUAAAAACAGAACUUGAUGAUGAAUUUCAAAAGUGGUUUGAGGCACAAAUGGAAAUGGCAAACAUGAAGGUUAAAAACCAGCAUGAGUUGCUGGCAAAAAAUUUAUAUGAAAUCAUAACCAAGCCAGAAAAAAGACGGUUUCAUAGGGCCAGCAGAGGCACAGUGCGAGAUACGCCCGUUAUUAUUGAGAAUAUUACUAGCAUUCAAAAAUAUUGUAUCAAAGAACUCAUUGGCCGCUUUCUUCCAGAAAAUGAAGCAGAGGUCGAGUUUUUAAAGGAUCUAACGAUAGAUGAAAACCAAGUGUUGCUUGGUAGUGUGUCUGAGGCCCUAGAGAUGGUUGAUGGAUUAUUUCCAUUAAGCCAAGGGGAGGCAGAUGAUGUAUUUGAUGAAAAUGUAAAGGUGCUUAGAAGAAGGACUCUUUCAGGUGGGAUUCCUUCCCAUGAAUAUGAAUCCAUUUUUCCUUCACAAGGAGAUAGAGCCUCUACUCCAUCUUUUUCCAGUUCAGACUCAGAUGGCACGCUAACCCCACCAGAAGGAAAACUUUCAACUUCACUGCACACCUUGGAGUCAUAUGGUGCAGUGACCAUAAAGUCAGUCUUCCUAUCACUAGCAGAUACAAUUGUGCGCUUAGCAGAUAUAUUGUACAUGAGGAAACAGCCAGUAAAUGCAAAACUAUUGUAUUCUCAUGCCUAUGAACUGUACCAAGAUGUCCUUCCAGAGAAUGCAAAGAAUAGCACAAUUGCUUACUUACUCAGUAAUUUGGGAAAGAUUCACACCCAGUUAAAUAAUAUUCCCUCAGGACUUUUCCAUCUCCAAAGAGGCCUUGAAAUGCUCCAGUCCAUUUACCCAGACCGCCCAAAUGUAAGUGUUGCCAAUACAUUGUUCGAGUUAGGAAAUGCCUACUUAAAGCAUGUUAUGAAAGAUGAAUCCAUUUUUGAUCAUGUUUGUCUAGCCAUGAGAAAUGAACUCCACAAUGAACUGCGCCAGGACAUACUGUCUAGUGAUAUACCCCCACCCCCAGAAGGACAGACUGACAAUGAUGACUCAAAGUCAGAAGAGUCUGAGAGUGACAAACAUGCCAUAGACUUAAGCCAACCUGUGAGCUACUUUAAGCAAGCUUUAGAUGUGCUGCAAAUGCUUCAAGAUUCAGAUGGAGUUGGAGCUCCUGGAAGUGUUUUUGGUAGAGCACAUGUCAAGCUGGGAGACUGCACCUUCAUCUCUGGGAAUUAUGAAGAAUCAAUGGCACAUUUUGAAAAGGCCAAGGAAAUAUUCCAACAUUGCAAGGGUGAAGAUGUUUAUGAAGAUAACACUCAUUCCAUCUGUAUGCUUGGGGCUCUCAACUUCUUCUUGCACAACUACACACAAGCCAUUACCAUGUACCAGUGUGCCUACUUGCUGUAUUUUAGAGGAACCAGGUCUGUGAGGCCAGCCACCUACGAUUCUGCUUUCAUGUUCUCCCUAUGGGGUAUGACCUGUCUUGUCACUCGAAACUAUGAUAAGUGCAUCUCAUGGUGCAACCAAGCUUUAGAUAUAUACAAGACCUUGUAUGGUGUAUCCAUAACCCAGCUAGAGAGUAAUAAGGUUUGGGUGAUUUGUGAGACCCUCUACUCCUUAGGAUUGUCCUAUCUGAAAAUUGAACAGUUUGAAAAAGCCCUGGACAACAUUGACCUAGCCUAUACAUAUUUGAACCGAGUCACUUGUGCAGAUGCAAAGCAGUUGGUGAGAGUCCUGAAAGCACUAGGGGACUGCUAUAAUGCUAAAGAAGAGCACGAAAAUGCUCUAAUGUACUACAACAAGGCCCUAGAGUUGGCAGGACCAAUUGAAGGAUCAUCCCCAGCAAGAGAGAUAACAGCCCAAAUUUUACAGAACCAGCUACUCAGCAACAGUGCAAAUGUUCACACCACAAUGCGUCAGUACAACAGAACAUCUGAAUACCUUCAGAAAGCCAAAAGCAUUGAGAAGACUCUGAAAGAGGACAUUGAAGCAGAUAUGGUUGGCCUGAUGCACCAGCUGGGACAAAUCCACACAGUGUUGGGAGACAUAGAUAAGGCAAUUGAAGCUUACCAGGAAAGCCUGGAUGCAUACAAACAAAUGUAUGUUACCAUUGGUCCGGAGAUGGCUGUCACCCUGGGGAACAUGGCAUCAGUAAUGACCUACAAAGCACAAUCUUUGCUCAAUGAAACAGAAAGAAUGAACUUGCUCCAGGUUGCAAAUAGUCAUUUCCAACAAGCUGUAGAUUUGGAAUACAAUGCCAGGGUUUAUGUGGAUUAUGCCACCUUUCUCUUAAGCCAAAAAGAUUAUGCAGAGGCAGCAGAACUUCUGAUUGAUGUUCUUCUCCAGCCAGAUGAUUCAGAAGUUGUUUUUGGGAAAGUUGAACAGUUUACCCUGCCAGUCAAUCUCCAGAUGGAAAUAGCAGUUCAGGAUGAAGUAAUCCUACCUAUGACUGUGUAUUCAAAGUACUUGUCUAUUAUCUGUUACAGACACAUUGGUUUAUGGAAUGAUGCAACAGAUUGUCUGAUAAGUCUUUUAAAUGAAGUUUAUCUGUCAAAUUCUUCAUGUCAAUUUGCAGUGCUUGGUUAUGCCAUGAUGGAGCUUGGUUUAUUUCUUGAAGCAGCAGAUGUUUUUCUAAAGGCUAGUACCAUGCAGCCUUUAUCUGAGCUUUCAGCUGGGAAUAGACUGUUUUGCAUUUAUGCUGAGGUUUGUGUUACUCUUAGUAAAGGAUUUGUAAAUCUUUUGGAGUAUGUCGACAGGCACAUGACCAUUCCAAAGUCAAAGUUCAAGAAGGUGGAAGAUGUUGAUGCAAAUGAAGGAGUCCAGCUAGGAAAAACUUUCCCAGAGGCAGCAGGUCCAAAGUCCAAACAGAGAGCUUUUACAAAGAACUUCUCCAAACAAGAGAAAAGGCCAUACCGAACCAAACCUUCAGCCAGCAGAGCAAGAGCUGUUAACUCUGAAGAGACGUAUAGUACUCCACUGCAAGACAAGUUUUCUGAGUUGCAAGAAAAAUAUGCCAGGUCAGAUGUACUACAGCGGAUCCGUGAACUGCAGAUGAUGGAUAAUGCUAGAAAGCACCAAACUGCAACUUUUAUUGAUGAAGUGGAACAUUCUGAAGAAAAACCUGCAGUUUUGAUAGGAAGGGAACCAUCUGCAGAUGAAUCAGAGGGUGUGGAGAAAGAGUCUUGGGAAGGUGUAUGGGAAAGGCCCAUUGGAGAAAUGAGUGAAUAUGAAGAAGAAACCUGGGAAAAUUCUACCGAAGGCAAUGCUAGAAAUAUUUCAGUCAACAAGUUAGUUCCAGGGGAAAAAACAGAAGAAAAAGAAGAGAAUGAAGUAGAAACUUGGGAGGAAACAGUCAUUGUCAAGCCUUCUAUUGUAAUUGAUUAUAAAAUGCCAAACCAAAGGACAAGCUACAACUCAUAUGAAGUUACAGAAUUUCCCAGUGAGGGACCUUCAUCAAGUGAAUACCAGAUUGAGAACAAUGUGGCAGAUCAAAAAGAAGAGGAUGAAUUAAUUUUUGAAACUUGGGAAGAAGAGACACCAGUAGAAAGCUCUGCUUUUACCACUGCAAGCACACUUGAGAAUGAAAGCGUUGAUAAAGAAGAAGAAACAGUUGAAAUGUGGGAAGAAAUUGUUCCGGCUCCAGAAGAAAAACUAUCGUCUUCUUCCCCAUCUUCAGUAAGUGAAGAGGAGUAUACCAUUUUCGAGGAGGUUUUUAAUCCAGAUACAGGACAUUGGGAGAGAGUAGCAGUGGCAUCAGUGACCACUUCUCCACAAAAGGGUGAAGAAGAAAAUGACCAGUACGAAAAAGAAGAAUCUGUGCAGUAUGAGGAGGAAUAUGAUGCACAACUUGGAAGAUGGGUUCAGAAACAGAUUAUCACCAUAACAGACAGAGACAGCACCCCAACAAGAGACACCUCCCCAGGAUCAGAUGUCACUGUAACUGCCGAGGAAAUGGAAGAAUUUUAUGACCCCAAAACUGGAAAAUGGUGUAAGAGAACAAAAUACCAGACCCCUAUAGACAGUACCUGGGAUAACGAUAACAGUCCGAGAGGUGGGACCUGGAGGCAUGAAAGAAUAGCAGAUGCUAACCAGAUUUCCCAAAGUACUGAAUUAGGCCAAAGGACUUUCCAUAAGACAAUUGCUGAGGGAAAAGCUUUUGACUAUCGGCCAGUAAAACAAAAUCUUACACCUGUGUUCAACAUAGAAGCAAAUCAACAACAACAUGAUGAAGUUGAAGAAUUUGAAGAAAUGUAUGAAGAAGUCUUUGACCCUGUUACUAGAAAAUGGAUACGAAAGACUCUAUCACCUCCCAGCCAAGUUGCACCGUUGACAGAAACCAACAAUAACAUGGCAAAUGGGCACAGAGAAAACUAUUUCUACAGUAAUAGAGAAACAAUAAACAAUUGGAAAAACCGGGAUGAAGAUGAGGAAAACUACUAUGAAGAUGAUAGUGGGUUUGAAGAGGUUUAUGAUGAAAAGACAGGCCAGUGGAUUCGCACUUCUUUAGGGCACUAAAUCUGGACCAAUAUCUAAGUUGUGUAGAUAUGUAACAUUAUAGAUUUAUGGUCACUUAAUGUUACUUGUUUUUAAUGUUUUUCCUGUAUUAAAUGCAUAUUAUACCAGUGGGGUAGUGUUUUGAAAAUACUGUUGGUUAUUGUAGGUGAAACUUGCUUUAAAGACUAGGCAGGGGCAUUGAUUAUUUUCACAUUAGAAACUUAGAUGCAUAUGGAAUUGAAAGCUUCAUGUCAUAUAUAUAUAUAUACAUUGUAUAACUAUGUUACUGGCAGAUCUAGUAGGUCACAUUUUCAAAGUAAAGUUGUUUAAAUGUAGCUCUGUUGUGUAUAUUGAUUCACAAGGAUAAUAUACCAUGCACAUAAUUAUAUUGAUUAUGAUAUGAGGAUGCUUUUACUGCCAAAAUCAUUGUUAAAAUUCUCAAUCCCAAGCGACGCAUACACAUAACUAAAGCACACAUUGAUUAUGCUGUGAUCUUUUAAGGUUAGGAAGCUGUUAUUAGCUGACAUUUUAUUCCAACAGUUGCUGGUAUUACAAGUUAUUAUUUUAGUAAAAAUGGAAUUUUCCAUUGAUAUUACUGUUGUACCUUUGUCAAUCUCUACUUCAAGAGUUGCAAAAAAUAAGGUUUUAAAUGCCAAUUUAGUUAUGGCAUGCAAUUCCUUGUACAUCUGAAUGCAAAUUUGGGCAGCAGUUACAUUUUAUCAGAAAAGUUUUGCCCUUAGUGACAUUUGAUCAUUGAAUGCUUGCCAUUACUUGGCAGUUUAUUCUUGUUCAUUUAAAAGAUAUGAGUUCCUGUAUAAGAAAGAGGAUAGUGCAAUAGUGGGACAAAUGAAAAUGAUUUAUGAAUUAUUACUUGUAUCUUUUUUAUCUGCAAAGAUAUCUGAUAGAAAAUUACACACAUUCUUUAAUUUGGUAACUACUAGUAUAAUGUCAGAAACUAAAAAGGGUUAUGAAAUGAACCGGUUUGUUGACAUAUUUAGCAGAAAUGAUCACAUUAAAGUGAUGAUUAUAUUAAUUCUUGACUUGGUGCUCUUUCAAAUAUGAAACUUCUCAAAAAGGAAUAAUGCUAUGGUGCCCUGCAUACAUUUUGAUGAUACAAGAUAUUAUAUAUGCUUUUGUCAUGUUUUAUAGCAAUAUUUGCUGCAUUUAAAAUGCAUAUUAUACAACUAUUUUACCAUUUUAUUCAUAAAAUAUUAUUCUUUAUUAUUCUGCUAUUUUAAGUCUGCUUUUAUAUCUCUAAGCAUUGUGCUUGUCUGUCUGUGAUGUUUGAGAAUAGGUCUUCCGCUCAUACCCAAAAAUAUGUAGAAUUCAGCAGAUUUCUCAUCUUCACCAGGUUGUUGCCAUUUGUAUACGAUUAUUGAGUAAGUUAGGUCAAAGUCAUUGUUGUGGGAGUCAUUUAAGUAAACCAUAAAGAUUUUGUUAGGAAAUACAUUGUCAAUGGAAAAUAUUAACUUUCUCAUUUUCUGGAGAAUAUGGACGAGUUUUUAUCUAUUAGAGAUAUAUUUUGUACCACAAAUGUUGCAUGUUAUAAGAAUGUCAUUUAAACUUGAAAUAUAGAUCAAUAUAUCAA